ACUAAUGAUGUGAAUGUUUAUAGUGGAACUAGUAUGGAGUUAACUGUUAACUGUACUUCAGUUCGACGGGAGUUGGAUCUGUUUAACGGAGUGGAAAUUUUGACUUGUGUAAAAGGAUUUUUUGUUUUAUUCCAAGCUAUACAAACAGCCAUGCCUGAAUCGAUUAUGGAUUAUUAUAACUUAGUGUCAGAUGGAAAAUACUAGUAGUAUUUGUAUUGCUUGAUUGGAUUAGACGGUAAAUGAUUUACAUUUUUGGUCCUAGAAAUUCAAGAUAGUGUGAUACCGCAUAUUAAGUUACACCGAAGGGUUGCGUGGACUCUAAUGUAAUGACAGUUAUUACUAACAUCCUAGUUCAUCUGAUUUAAAAAUAAGAAAAAGUAAUAAGCGUUAGGUAGAAGUUGAAAAAUGAAAUAUUUUUUUAAUUAUUAUUAUUAUUAAACAAACUAAUAAGAAAAUCAUCAAGUAUCAAGUGGAAAUUAACAGAAAAACAGUCAAUACAUUUUAAUCAUUUAGUAACAUAAAACUUAAGAUUCAAACUUUCAGCAGAAGACUAUUGGAGGAUCGAUUAACACGAUGUCAGGUGAACACAUGUUCCAAAACAAUUAAUCGGUUUCAUUAUAGAAUAAAUGUCAUAACUUUUAUCAGAGAGUAUAAUGACAUAAAGUAUAAAUCUCAGACAGGAUAGCUGAACAAUCAAUGGAACUUGUGCAGCUGGUAAUGAUAAAUUGAUAUUUUUUUCACUGGACGUGAAGAAAGCAGUCCUAACAACGUGUCGGUACAGCCCAUAUGGUACAAUGGAGGAUUUUUAAACAGUCUAUGAGAUGGCACAGAAGAAAGAAAGAACCAAUUGUUUUGUAAAAUCAAACCAAUUAAGAAAAAGCGAGAAAGUCGUACGGGUACCUUUGACAGGAUGGGCCGUGGAUUCGCAGAAAGAAGAUUAUGGCAUUACUCAGUGGUGCGAAUGGAGCAGCAACAGAAGAAAAAGCAAAAUUACUGGUAGGAAAUUCGAAAGUGAAGACAAUUACUGCGAAAUCUUUCGCAACUGUUUUCGUGAAAAAUGCUCAUCCAUAGACAAUUACCUUGUGUUCCAAAGGGAGAGUCUGAUCGAACGUUUCCAAGAGAAUUGUCAGUUUUCCGGAUCUCACAUAGACACGUCGGAGAUCAAGCCCACUGCUGACGAAGAAAAGGAUCGGGAUACUCGUUCCGUGAAGUCCAAGGAUGAACCCAAGUCUCCCAGACGUCUGUGCAAAAGUGCUAACUCGUCGAGCCACUCCCGUACAGGAACUCCGGGACAAAAUGGCGUCACAGCAGACGACACUCUAUCCGUUCCCCCAAGAAGCCACAGUGUUACGGAUAUUCAAUCGGAUACUCAUGCAGAUGUUGAGAAGGUUCUGGAGAACAAGCCUAAGGUGAGCAAGUUGGCGCCUCUUGCCGUCCAGAAAUACAUUCAGAAAGAAGAUGCUAUGCCCGAUGAAGGGGAAGAUGAAAAUGACGAAGGAUACGGCUCUAAAAUAUCCAGCAAUGAAACAGAAGUCGAUGUCGCCGACAGCAGUGGGCAACAGGGGCAACAUGGGCAACAUGGGCAACAGGGACAGCAUGGACAUCAUGGACAACAUACUGGUAGUGUUAUUAAGCAAGAGGAUGGUGGUAAAGUUUAUCAGAAUGAAAGUACAUUUAAGUGGAUACGAGAAAACGAUAAUAGUAGAAUUGUUAAGCUAUCCUAUUCACAAAAAGAUAAAAGUAUAUAUAGCGAGUCGAAUGAUAAUGAUGCCAGAAACGUGAACUUGACGGGUGAGACUAAUACUCAGCAGGGUGGUCGUUGUAUAAGGGGGAUCAUGGCAGCAAGCUUGAGUCACCUGUCUCCGGGAACCAUGCAUUUUCAUCAUCUCAGAGAUCCCAACAAGAUGGCGUAUUUGAACCAUGUCGAUUCGCCAAGAUGGGGAUACGAAAACAACAGCAAUGGACAGUUUCUUCCCAACAGAGAGCAAAAGGUUACGGACAACACGCCGGAGAUCAAACCAACAGCAAUUGUGUUGCGAAAAGUUACCAUACAAAACUGUAACGGGAAUGAGCAAGAGAAUACCACCCCAGACGUGAAAAAUGAUGAAUCUUUGCGCGAUACAAUGUCCAGUAGGGAAAGGACCAGGUUUAGUCUUCACAGAACGAGCCCUCAGUUAAUCGUGGAUUCAACCAAACUUCCUAGGAACGUCUCCAUUCCUUCCUCAAGACACUAUACCUAUUAUACCGACAGUGCCAAUAAUUCUUUUGUUACUCACCUAGAAAACCCAAAGACGCCCAUGUCGGGUGUCAUCGGUGAUUGCGAUGAAACUUUAAGCCAGUUGUAUAUUACGGACAGGAGUACCCCUGGGUAUUUUCCCAUCGGGGACCUACUCCCAGCAGUGGAGCGAAACAUUCGCCAGAGGUCCGAUAAUUUGCUGCACAAAUCUGCGUCCGCGGGGAGUUUCUCGUACAGUGCUAAGGACAGCAAACAGUCGCUGAUGGACUCGCGGUCUAUAUCCGAUAAUGACACGACCAUGAUCACGAAACAAGACGUUGAGAUAAUCCACGCAUCGUACAUAGCACCUCACGGACCCCCAGCAUUCCGGCCACUGUACGCGAGGUCCCCACUCCAGAGAGCGAGAGAGAUCGCGACACGAAGACUCCAUGGCCAUGUAACGCAGCAACCGGAUGGAUCCUCAACAAUUCGGGUAUCAUCUCCUAGAUUCGGCUACCGGCACGACACGCGUCCAAUUCUCAGACAGGAUACUGUCGACCAAAUGGAUUCUGCUGGAAGGAAAUCCGAAGUUAAGUUGGCCUUGCUCGGUUCUGUGUCUAAACUUCAGCACAGAUCAUAUUCAGCACGAUCCACUACUUCUCGGCGGAAUCGUCAAAGGCCCAUUCAAAGGGAACGUGUGAUAGGCCUAUACCCUGACCUGUCUAACUAAUGUCCACUUUGCCAAAAUGUAUAUCAAUGUAUUGUGGUAUUUAAACAACGAGACGAGAAGGUAGCCUGAUAAAACAUAUUCCUAUGCAAUUUAGUAUAUUAAAUUAUUUUAUCAAACCCACA
Molecule: messenger RNA, 3067 nt
Organism: Gigantopelta aegis
Lineage: Eukaryota; Metazoa; Mollusca; Gastropoda; Neomphalida; Peltospiridae
Exons: 8
Coding region: 822-2945 (707 amino acids)
Source: RefSeq, a predicted model, not a curated record